AUGACACGGAGACAGGACCAGGAUCUUGAAGGUCUGGAAAACACUCCAGCCCCGAGGUUCCUCAAAACUCACUUGCCUGUGUCUCUGGUCCCCCAGAGCUUGCUGGAUGAAGGUCAAGGAGGAAAUUCCCAGUGUGCUGUGAAGAGUGACAGGAACACGGGAUGGGUGAUCUACAUUGCCCAAAACACAAAGGAUGUGGUUGUCUCCUAUUAUAACUUCUACAAAAUGACAAAGCUGCACCCUGAUCCAGGCACCUGGGACAGCUUCUUGGAGAACUUCAUGGAUGGGAAAAGCGGUGUCCUAUGGGUCGUGAAGGAGUGGUGGGAGCUGAGACACACUCACCCUGUUCUCUAUCUCUUCUAUGAAGACAUGAAGGAGAACUCCAAAAGGGAGAUGAGGAAGAUUCUGGGGUCUUUGAGAUGCUCCCUGCCUGAGGAGGUCAGCGACCUCAUCGUCUAUCACACAUCCUUGAAGGAAAUGAAGGAGCACCUCUUGACUACACCACUCUCCUAUCACCACAUGGACUGCUCAGUUUCCCCUUUCAGGUGGAAAGGUCUGAGUGACGACUUGAGUAGUUACUGCAGACAACUGUUAACAGCAUUGUAACAAGACCUUGGGAGUAAAGGAGAAUGUCUUCCACCUACCGCUUCUCUGACAGGUCAGGAAAACCCUAACUGA
This is a messenger RNA of Mus pahari (shrew mouse), 678 nucleotides long. RefSeq names its product sulfotransferase 1A1-like. Lineage: Eukaryota; Metazoa; Chordata; Mammalia; Rodentia; Muridae. Gene Ontology annotation, cellular component: cytoplasm. The record is from RefSeq and is a predicted model, not a curated record. Gene Ontology annotation, molecular function: sulfotransferase activity. The transcript has 6 exons. The coding region runs from base 1 to 606 and encodes 201 amino acids. Gene Ontology annotation, biological process: sulfation.